AUGGAGCGGGAGUGCCGAGUGCUUUCCAUCCAGAGCCACGUCGUCCGUGGCUACGUGGGCAACCGCGCCGCCACCUUUCCGCUGCAGGUGCUGGGAUUUGAAAUCGACGCUGUUAACUCUGUGCAGUUUUCAAACCACACAGGCUACACCCACUGGAAAGGUCAAGUACUGAACUCCGAUGAGCUACACGAAUUGUACGAAGGCCUCCAGCUGAACAAUGUGAAUAAGUAUGACUACGUGCUCACAGGUUACACCCGGGAUGCGUCCUUCCUGGCCAUGGUGGUGGACAUCGUGCGGGAGCUGAAGCAGCAAAACUCCAGCCUCGUGUACGUGUGUGACCCAGUGAUGGGGGACAAGUGGAAUGGUGAAGGCUCCAUGUAUGUUCCAGAAGAUCUCCUUCCAGUUUACAAAGAAAAGGUUGUGCCAGUUGCUGACAUUAUAACUCCCAAUCAGUUCGAGGCUGAGUUACUGAGCGGCAGAAAGAUCCACAGCCAAGAAGAAGCACUGGCGGUGAUGGAUAUGCUACACUCCAUGGGACCUGACACCGUGGUCAUCACCAGCUCCGACCUGCCAUCCCCACAGGGCAGUGACUACCUGAUUGCACUGGGUAGCCAGAGGACAAGGCAGCCUGAUGGCUCCAUCGUGACAGAGCGGAUCCGGAUGGAGAUGCGCAGGGUAGAUGCUGUCUUCGUGGGCACUGGGGACCUCUUUGCUGCGAUGCUGCUGGCCUGGACGCAUAAGCACCCCAAUAAUCUCAAGGUGGCAUGUGAGAAAACUGUGUCUGCCAUGCAGCACGUCCUACAGAGGACCAUCCAGUGUGCAAAAGCCCAGGCUGGAAAGGGACAGAAGCCCAGCCCAGCCCAGCUGGAGCUCAGGAUGGUGCAAAGCAAGAAGGACAUCGAAAACCCAGAGAUUGUCGUGCAGGCCACGGUGCUGUAA
This is a messenger RNA of Orycteropus afer afer, 939 nucleotides long. It is a transcript of the gene PDXK, whose product is annotated as pyridoxal kinase. The transcript is spliced from 11 exons. Gene Ontology annotation, cellular component: cytosol. The record is from RefSeq and is a predicted model, not a curated record. NCBI's taxonomy places the organism in Eukaryota, Metazoa, Chordata, Mammalia, Tubulidentata, Orycteropodidae. Gene Ontology annotation, molecular function: pyridoxal kinase activity. Bases 1 to 939 code for a protein of 312 amino acids. Gene Ontology annotation, biological process: pyridoxal 5'-phosphate salvage.